This is a messenger RNA of Fusarium mangiferae, 1797 nucleotides long. RefSeq lists its product as uncharacterized. Lineage: Eukaryota; Fungi; Ascomycota; Sordariomycetes; Hypocreales; Nectriaceae. The transcript has 4 exons. The coding region runs from base 1 to 1797 and encodes 598 amino acids. The record is from RefSeq and is a predicted model, not a curated record.
AUGCAGAAUCAAAUGCCGUCACCACAACCUGCUAAGCCGAUGACACGAGACUACGCAUUCAGUCCCGGCUACCUCGGUUUUACAAGCUACAACUCGGUCUUCCAAGGAGCUCGAGAGAGUUUAUGUCUUUCUGAAACAGGCUCUGAAUUUCUCAGCCCAGAGGUAUCAAGCCCUGAAAGUGAUGAUGUUCGUUUACGCAGCUUGCCUUUGCCAACACAGCAAAUGUGCCUUGUCGUACUACAGUAUCUUCCGGGACGACCAGAAGCACAUAUGAUAUUCCACGAUGAACCUGGUCCUGAAAACACCACAACUUGGUCUCACACGGCUGUAUCAAGAAUCAUUAAGUCUCUGCGGCUGCUUUUUCAAAGCUUUGAGGGCAGUGAAUGCUUCGAUGAGCAGGUUGCUGAUGUGCUGUGCCGCAAUACUUCGAAGCCUGUUAACGAUACCUUUGAUAGGUUUGAUGACUGGAUAGCCCAGUUCUGUGGGCCAAACAUCCGAUGGGAAUCGAUAGGACUUCUGUGGGCUCAUCUCGAAGGCCUUUCAGAUGCAAUAUCAACCCUAACACAUCGUCAGCUUCAAUGGGUUGAAGGCAAGCGAUCAUCUAUUCUCUCGCACGAUCACAUACACUACUGCAUUGAGAUAGCGCGCCGUUUCACAGCUGGUAACAAUAUGCUCCUUGAUCUCUGUCGACGACAUGCAGCUCUUGGAACAAUGGUUUAUGGCGAUGCUAGCCCUGUAUACUGGAACUCACACAGUCUAUGUGUCUCUAUUCUUCUUUAUAUUGGAUUACAUGCUUCGGGAGAGGCAUCGAGGCCACAAGCACAGCCCCAAAAGCCUUCGUUUUGUGUCGAACAUAAGCGUCUACUCUACAGCUACAUCUUUGCAAAUGAUAAAUCCGAGGUCUCCUUUACUGGUAGACCCCCACUUCUGAGCCGUCGCUAUUGCUCAUCAGUGCCGCCCUUAGACCUGCCAGAUAGUUGUAUGGUAUCUGAGGACACGCUGCUAGAGGAGUUCAAGGCUCUGGAUGACAGGGGCUGGAACACGAAGGGUGAGAUUUCCAGCAACAGUUACAUACGGGCUCGCUACUUGAUGGCUUAUGUCUUUGACGAGGUGAUAGAAGUGGCACUUGGCAACGAUACCCAUGCCACGCUCGAAUAUCUUCAAAAUAUCAAAGUCCGCGUGAUGCAAACAUUUCUCGAAAUGCCUUCGCACUUGAUUUUCAAGUUUGAAGAUCUAGAUGAUCCGCAUCUUGACAUAAAUGUACUUUAUCUGAGAAUAUUGCUUCAUCUCGCUCAUCGAAAAGAUGUCUUUGUGGUCGAGAGAUUGCUUCUUACGCAUGGCGGUAUUGAUGAUGGUUCUUUACUUGCAACUAGUUUUGAUUUAGUCAAGGUUACGAUCAUGCUCUGGGUGCAUAAAAAUCGAUUUGCGCCUAUGCGGCGGAACUUUGAAUGGCUUCUGGUAGCCUACGGAGCACUAGGAGGAGGCAUUCUCUGUCAAGAGCUACUUCGACCAACCUUCUUCGGGCCUCAUCCCUUGAAUCCUGCUCUUUCACGGUCCAACAUCGUACAACAACUGAGCUUGCUCGUUGCUUUCCUGAACUGGGUCGGUCCCAGCUCGCCAAACAGAGUUGUUUGCGGAGACUGCAAAGCAAUCAUUCAGCGUGUGCUUGAUGAGUAUUUGAACUCGGAACCGACUGGCAAUACAGACCUGGUACCCUUAGCUAUAGGGGUUCCUCCGUCUUUAACAUUCGGGUUCGAGUUGCUCAAUACAUUUGAGUGGCUCCAGAACGGCAUUUAG